Molecule: messenger RNA, 2692 nt
Organism: Cyclopterus lumpus (lumpfish)
Lineage: Eukaryota; Metazoa; Chordata; Actinopteri; Perciformes; Cyclopteridae
Gene: mindy2
Product: MINDY lysine 48 deubiquitinase 2
Exons: 9
Coding region: 102-2129 (675 amino acids)
Biological process (GO): protein K48-linked deubiquitination
Cellular component (GO): cytosol; cell periphery
Molecular function (GO): cysteine-type deubiquitinase activity; K48-linked deubiquitinase activity; cysteine-type carboxypeptidase activity
Source: RefSeq, a predicted model, not a curated record
UGACGUCACUCGCAGAGUCGUCAUGGCGUCUUUGGGACUGAAGCUCCAGCAGCAAUUGAGCUAAAAAAAAAAAAAGAUCUGUCGACAUUCUGUAAAUCGAAAUGGAGAAAAAUGCAAACCUGCAUCGAGACACGGACGGGAGCUCUUUGUGUGCCACAAUUGCGGGAGCGAUGGGCGAUGUUACAGCUGUCGGUGGAGGGAAAGGAACAGCCGAGAAAUGCAAGAAUAGUGAGGCUCCUCUCAGUACUUUGGUGAACGUUAGUUGCAAUAACAGCACCACAAAUGUUAGUGCUCCUAGCUACGUUAAUGUCAUUCCCAGUGCUGGGAAGUCUGGCGUUUCGGAAGUGAUGGAAGUCCUCCCGGUCCAGGAAGAUAAGAGCAGCGACACCAAGACGAGCGGGUCGGGGUCCGGGGAUCAGAUCAGUAACGGGAUGGGGCAUGACUCGGUCCUGGCUGCAGGAGAUAACGAGGGUGGUGUCUCAAAGUUAGUCAACAACAAACCCGAUAGCCCGUCCGCACAUCUCGCCAAGGAAGGCGCACGUGCAUAUGCUGAGGUUCUGGCUCGUGGAGAAAGUGAACCGACAAAACUUGUCAAACCGACUCAGCUGUGUCCGGACAAAGCAAUCAAAGCACACUUCAAGCCUGCGCUGUCCGGUGAUAACACCUUGUCGGAGGGAUUGCCGAGUGAGAGUGACCCCGAUCCCAGCCUUGGCGGAGAGUCCCGAAGCAUAGAUUCACUCGAGUCCUUCUCCAACCUCAACUCCUGCCCCAGCUCCGACCUGAACAGUGAGGGACUGGAGGACAGAGGACUGGCCCUGGCCCUGCAGGGCGAGCACGGGGCUGAUGGUACCAAUACUUCGUGCGCAAAGGACCGAGCCGCCGGCCAGUCCAUAUACCACAUUAAGUGGAUCAAGUGGAGGGAGGAGAAUACGCCGAUCAUCACCCAAAACGAGAACGGCCCCUGUCCAUUACUGGCAAUAAUGAAUGUCCUUCUGCUGGCAUGGAAGGUUAAGAUGCCACCUAUGAUGGAGAUUAUAACUGUUGAGCAACUGAUGGAGUAUCUUGGAGACUACAUUCUUGAAACCAAGCCUAAAGAGAUAUCGGAGGCUCAGCGGCUAAACUAUGAGCAGAACAUGAGUGAUGCCAUGGCAGUGUUGCAUAAGCUGCAGACCGGUCUGGAUGUCAACGUGAAGUUCACAGGGGUGCAAGUCUUUGAGUACACCCCAGAAUGCAUUGUGUUUGAUCUGCUUGACAUCCCUCUCUACCACGGCUGGCUGGUUGACCCGCAGAUGCAUGACAUUGUUAAGGCAGUGGGCAACUGCAGCUACAACCAGCUGGUAGAGAAGAUAAUAUCCUGCAAGCAGUCAGACAACAGUGAGCUGGCAGGGGAAGGCAUUGUGGCGGAGCAGUUUCUGAGCAGCACAGCCACUCAGCUUACGUACCACGGCUUAUGUGAGCUCACAUCCACCGUACAGGAGGGAGAGCUGUGUGUUUUCUUCAGGAACAACCACUUUAGCACCAUGAUCAAAUACAAGGGCCAGCUAUACCUCCUGGUUACAGACCAAGGUUUCCUGACAGAGGAGAAGGUCGUCUGGGAAAGUCUGCACAAUGUCGAUGGAGAUGGCAACUUUUGUGAUUCGGAGUUCCGGUUGCGGCCUCCUUCCAAUCCAGAGACUGUGUACCGCGGCCAACAGGAUCAGAUAGACCAGGACUAUCUGAUGGCGCUGUCACUGCAGCAGGAGCAGCAAAACCAGGAUCUACAGUGGGAGCAGCUCCCUGAGGGCAUCAGUGACCUAGAGCUGGCAAAAAAACUUCAGGAAGAGGAGGACCGACGAGCCUCCCAGUACUACCAGGAGCAGGAGCAGGAGCAGGCAGCGGCAGCAGUGGUGGCGGCGGCAGCAGCAGCACAGCAGGGCCAGCAGGAGCCUGCCGAGGGAGACGAGGCGGACAGAGGCGGUGCAGGUGCAGGCAGUGCAGGUGCAGGCAGUGCAGGAGCAGGCAAUGCAGGAGCUGGCGCCGGGACGGCAGCAGCUGCCGGAGCCACACCCAGCCCGGGAAAACAGUCCUCAAGCGGGGAACGCAAAGCCAAGAAAGAAUCAAAGGAUAAAGACAAAUGUGUUAUUUUGUAACAUACAGUGUGUCUCUGUGAGUGUGUGUGUGUUUUGUGCAUUUGCUUAUAUGUGAGAAAGGGGACACAUUUGUUCCUCCAUGGACUGGACACGCCCGGCCCCCACCUGACGACAAACAAGGUAAGGAGUCGUUUUGAGGAGAGACAAAAAAGACUAACGGAGGAUUUGCUGUUCCCAAACCACUGGUGCCUGCUAUCCUCUUUCCUCAGUGGAGUCUGGACAUCAGAGGAAGGCACACUACCAUGACAACCACAGCGUAUCUUUCGGACAAACUUUGUUACAAGUUGCACAGUGCACUAUAUUUGUGAUGUGGGGUGAAGUUUAUUUGGGGUUGUAUAUUGUAUAGCAAAAGACAUCAUCUGAAGUAACAACAUGUCACCCUCUCACCGUGAAACAAAAUCAUUCAUUUGUUAUUACUGAAGCUCAUAAGCUUUUUGGUACGUAUCAAUAUUUACAAAACGUAUAUAGACAGAACCAGCUUUUUUCUAUAAGUUGAUGCCAAGAUUCACAUUUUAUUUAUAUAUCUGUGUAAGAGAUUAAAAAAGCUUUUGGGUGAGGUUUUA